Molecule: messenger RNA, 645 nt
Organism: Jatropha curcas
Lineage: Eukaryota; Viridiplantae; Streptophyta; Magnoliopsida; Malpighiales; Euphorbiaceae
Product: Cytochrome c oxidase biogenesis protein Cmc1-like protein
Cellular component (GO): mitochondrion
Source: RefSeq, a predicted model, not a curated record
CGGAUCCAAAUUUCAUACUUGCACUGGCCCGAUAUCCGACUGACUCUCCAUGGAGCGAGUUGAUCAUCCUUUCUCUGCUGCUGGACAUUGAAAGUAUUUGGUAAUCGAAUAGCUUCUUGAGCUUGCCACGAAAAGGGGAGAGGCUUUUGCAAAUGGGAUACAUACAGGAGGCGCGUGAAAAUCACGUGAAGAAGAAAGUCGAAGAAGCUUUAAGAAGCAAAAUGAAGCAGAAGGCACUUAAAGAAUGUGAUCAAUUGACUUCCAAAUACGCACAAUGUGCCUCUGGAAGAACCCUUUCUGUUGUUUGGCAGUGUCGCGAACAGGCUAAAGAACUCAACGAUUGCCUACAUCAGUUCACAAAUGAUGCUGUCUUGGAAGAGAUGAAGAAAGAAUACAUGCUUCAACAAGGUGGUAAGGGUCAGUAAAAACGUAAAGGGUUUACCAAGAAAGAAUUUGAAGCAAAAUUGGGUCGAUGAUUUGAAAGUUUUAGAUGAUUCAUUUGUAUUCGAGUUAUGUAAGAGCCCUGCCUUUUUUCUAUUUUACUAUUAUAGACAACCAUGUUUAUGGAUUACGGAUUAAAAUUAGAUGUAUCUUUGAACAGUGAUCUCAAAUUAGUAAAAUUGGAGCAUUUAUUGAGUUAUUUAA